UCUGUUUAAAGUUUUGUUUUCACAUACGUCCCAAAUUACAGAUAAUUUUCUUACACAGGCACGAGUAGCAUCGUCAAGGCCGUACCACCUGGUCAUACAUCAAGUCUGACAAUUUCCCCGCCAGUAAAUUCUGUUUAUAGUUUUGUUUGUCAUACAUGACCGUGCAGAUAUGGGGUGACAGAGACAAUUAAAUUGUAUUACGUCGAGCGGGGGGCCUUUUCCUCCUCCUAGAGGCACAACGCCUUACCAAAGUUUGUACCAGCCAAAGAACCACAAGUUUCAUCGAGACCUUACCCGGUAAGUAUAUUAUUUCUUUUAUUCCUGUUAUAAAAAUGCUAUUCAAUUAAAAAAUAACAUUCUAAUAAUAGGUAUUCUCUCUUUUUUUUUUCUAUGUACGAGAGAGAGAGACUACGCCGACCGGUCAAGAGAAAAUCUGCGAGAGAAUCAACAGAGACAUUAACAAGCAUGUUAAAUGAAAGGGGUUCUGAAGCAGAAGCGGGGCUACCCCCCACCGACGAGGUCGCAUACGGAGCAACACCCCCAGCGGCUAUACCCGAAGCCUUAUUAAAUGAAAUAGCCAUUAUCAACAAUGCUAAUAAUGAAAAUGAUGCGGAUUACUCUGCUCAACACGACUCGCCACCAGCGGCGUCUGCUGAAACACUGGCCCAGGACCCCUGUUUUCUCCCAUCCUUAGAGACAUUAACAAGCAUGUUAAAUGAAAGGGGUUCUGAAGCAGAAGCGGGGCUACCCCCCACCGACGAGGUCGCAUGGUCCCCCGCGGAUUCUGAAUUGUGGGAGGCCUUGUCAGACGUGGAAUUUCUUCUCGAUGCUGAGGAGAUUGAAAAUGAAUUUGGGCUGGGACAAUUUGAAAAUGUUCAACAGGAAGGUGGCGGUGCCGUCGGUGACGUGGAUCCCCAGCCUGACGGGGUCCUUCAUCGCCGCAGAUUCAAUAACGUACAGAUUAGGCGGAUUCUAAAUAUCCCGCGACCUAGAAACGAAGGCAAUUUCCGCGAGUACUAUGAAAAUGUAAUCGAGGGGUUUCAAAAUAUUGUGAAUGAGGCGAUUCCUUACGCCGUAUGGGGAGCCUAUAUACAGGUCACCCUGCGCGCUGACUUUUUAAACGACGAGCUGUCGCAAAUUGUACGGUAUGGGGUGGGGGAGCUGACAGACUUGCAGCAGCUGCUGGAUCGCCUGGUACAGUCUAAUCAAGAGAUUUUAAACGAUUCCAACCUAGAAGUAAUCGUAGACGUAAUAAAUAUCCCACGCGGCGGCGGCGGGAACAAACGUAAACUACAGACCAUGUUAGCUUCAGAAAUAAUUUCUAAAAAAGCCAGACACAUGUUUAUCAUUAAUAACAACACCAACGCGUGUUUCGCCAUAAACUUGGCGCAUCUGCUGCACGAAAACUUGGCUGACGCCGAGGCUGAAAAGCUCGGCCUGGAGUUACAGGAGAAAGCGGGAUUCAGCCCCGACCACACAGUCGCUUUGAAUGACAUUAUCAAUUUCGAGAAAAUCAUUGAUUGCAAAGCAGUGGUGUAUUAUCAACAACCUUAUUCAAACAAUCUCCAAAUUUACCAGACACCCACGCCUACCGACGAAUUCCUCCAGCCUGAACCUUUGCCUGAAACAAACAGGAUUCAAGACCUCCAAGAGGUUGAGCAGCAACUGGAGGUUCAGCUGCUUAAAAUGCAUGAGCGUGAGAAGGAACUGACAGAGCAGGUCAGUAACUAUAUCAGUGGAAUGUCGACGCUGAAUGAGAACUACCAGGACAUGUACUGGGAUGUACUGUUCAAAGCAGUGAUCACUGCAGGUGUCGUGGUGCUGCUGGUGGGUGUGGCCUUGAUGGGCUAUCUCAGAUUCCUAAGGGAACAGCGGAAAAGGGACCUUGGAUAUGUGGAGAGGAAAGUGUGCAUGACACAAAGUAGGGUGUAG
This is a messenger RNA of Brienomyrus brachyistius, 1932 nucleotides long. RefSeq lists its product as uncharacterized. NCBI's taxonomy places the organism in Eukaryota, Metazoa, Chordata, Actinopteri, Osteoglossiformes, Mormyridae. The record is from RefSeq and is a predicted model, not a curated record. The coding region runs from base 391 to 1932 and encodes 513 amino acids. The transcript is spliced from 3 exons.